Molecule: messenger RNA, 1671 nt
Organism: Pseudomyrmex gracilis
Lineage: Eukaryota; Metazoa; Arthropoda; Insecta; Hymenoptera; Formicidae
Exons: 2
Coding region: 78-1469 (463 amino acids)
Source: RefSeq, a predicted model, not a curated record
GAUGAGCAUCAGAAGUUGUUCAGCACUUCAAACGAAUACAUUAAUUAUAUUCCCGAAGGAAUAGUCGGCGCGUUACCAUGAGACUGCUAAUUUUUGUGUUCGCCUUAUCGAGCGUUAUCGUCUAUACGAGCGCCAAUAUACCAGAAGACUUAUCACCGACUCUUUCGCCAGAUGAGAGUUCGCGUUUUCGUCGCGAGGCAGACAAUAGCAGGGGUUCAAUAACUCUUCAUGGAACACAACCUUUAGGCGGUCCGGAACGUCAACCUACGUGGGAUCUCAAUGCCAAUGCUAACAUCAUUAACGAUGGUCGCACGUCGGCCGGCGCUUACGGAGGAAUAAAUAAAACACCCGGACAACGAGUUCAGCCACAUUUCGGCGUCCAAGCUGAGAGAAACUACGGCAAUGGUUUCAUCAGAGGUCAAACUCAAUUCCAGCGAGGUCCAGGAGGCAGACUAUCUCCUUCGGUUGGCAUAAACGGCGGUUUCCGAUUCAGGAGGGAAGCGGAUCCUCAAAGAAAUUCGCUAAGUUUUCAAGGAAGUCAGCCCUUAAGCGGUCCGAUGCGUCAACCUACUUGGGAUCUUAACGCCAAUCGUAACAUUNANAACAAUGGUCGUNCAAGUGUGGACGUCUACGGAGGAAUGAGUAAAGUACCCGGACAACGAGUGCAACCGCACGUUGGCAUCCAGGCUGAGAGAAACAUCGGCAAAAAUGGUUUCAUCAGAGGACAUGGUCAACUUCAACCAGGCCAAAGAGGCGGUGUCUCUCCCUCGGUUGGGAUAUCUGGAGGUUAUCGGUUCAGGAGGGAAGCGGACCCUCAAAGAAAUUCGCUAAGUUUUCAAGGAAGUCAGCCCUUAAGCGGUCCGAUGCGUCAACCUACUUGGGAUCUUAACGCCAAUCGUAACAUUCACAACAAUGGUCGUACAAGUGUGGACGUCUACGGAGGAAUGAGUAAAGUACCCGGACAACGAGUGCAACCGCACGUUGGCAUCCAGGCUGAGAGAAACAUCGGCAAAAAUGGUUUCAUCAGAGGACAUGGUCAACUUCAACCAGGCCAAAGAGGCGGUGUCUCUCCCUCGGUUGGGAUAUCUGGAGGUUAUCGGUUCAGGAGGGAAGCGGACCCUCAAAGAAAUUCGCUAAGUUUUCAAGGAAGUCAGCCCUUAAGCGGUCCGAUGCGUCAACCUAGUUGGGAUCUUAAUGCCAAUCGUAACAUUUAUAACAAUGGUCGUUCAAGUGUGGACGUCUACGGAGGAAUGAGUAAAGUACCCGGACAACGAGUGCAACCGCACGUUGGCAUCCAGGCUGAAAGAAACAUCGGCAAUAACGGUUUCAUCAGAGGUCACGGUCAGCUUCAACCAGGCCGAGGAGGCCACGGUGUCUCUCCCUCGGUUGGGAUAUCUGGAGGCUAUCGGUUCAGGAGAGAAACCGAAGAUAUUGAUGUCGACGAAGAGGAACCUAUCGAAGAGUAUUAAAACUUAUAUGAAUUAAUAUUAAAAUACAUACACAUAACUUUAGAAUUUGUUUUUUAAAUUAAUUUUUUUUUCAUGUUAGUGAAUUUAUUUAUCUGUUAUGUAUAAACUUUAUAUGCGUGUAAGAUUCUUUUACACUUUUUAUAAAUUAUAAUUCUGAAGAGGCUAUUUUACGAAAUAUUAUUUACAUAUAUUAAAUACAUGU